This is a messenger RNA of Tachysurus vachellii, 3395 nucleotides long. RefSeq names its product CUB domain containing protein 1b (gene cdcp1b). The transcript has 9 exons. The record is from RefSeq and is a predicted model, not a curated record. The coding region runs from base 330 to 2852 and encodes 840 amino acids. Lineage: Eukaryota; Metazoa; Chordata; Actinopteri; Siluriformes; Bagridae.
GACGUUUCGCCAGAGAGUGAAAAUAGGAGUUGGUUUGUCACGUUCUCACCUUUGUGCUUCAACUCGCUCGUCCAUGUCAAGUUUGGGCAGGUAACUAGGACACGCCCAUCCAGGUGAGUCAACCCGGAAGUGGCCGAGCAACUCAGGCUCAAGGGCAGGUAACUAGGACACGCCCAUCUAGGUGAGUCAACCCGGAAGUGGCCGAGCAACUCAGCUUCGAGGGCAGGUGAGCAUUCACAAUAAUGCGCUUUUAACACCAUGAGAGCUGAGAAGUGUCGGUGACGCGGGGAUUAUUGUUUACUGCUUCCUCGGAUGGUGGAUUAAACAUCAUGUCUUGGCUACAUCUCGGACUGCUCCUGGUGCUGACUGCACACACUGCAGAGGGAAACCCAGUCACUGUGACCACUGACAGAUACACCAGGGUGACCAUACGCAGACCAGCAGAGGGUCCUAACUGUUCUGUGUGUGUAGGUGAAGACUUCUCCCAGACGUGUGGUACAAAACACAUCAUCACUGUUUCUCAGACCACUCAGGUGAACUUCACCUGCAGCAAACCCCAGAACAUCUUCACUAUUGAGAUUAACAGGAACUUUGAUUGCUCAAAGCCUUGCACCUAUGAUUCCAUACGUGCAGACUGGUCCACCUUCCAAGACUUCAACAGAACCUUUACAUGGAAAAUGAAGGUCACAUAUCCCAAGUCAUUUCAGCUCGAGUUUCCAGCUCCAGGACUAAGACAAAUCCAGUCAUUAGAACAAUGUCCAGACAAACACUUUUACUCACUCUUAAUGUAUUUAAGGGCAGGACCCGUGAACUUCGGCAAAUUCUGUCAAAACGGCACAAUCACUCGCAUCCAGAUUGUUUGGAAAGGACGCAUAACUCUGAAGGUUCCCAGUGGAACAACUCCGAGCUCAUUUGCCAUCAAAUACUCUGAGGCCGUUGGUUCGGCAGUGGCUAUAGAUGCCGUCCUUUCUCAUGGCCAAGCGGACACAGAUUUCCUCAGUGCCAGUGGCAUUCCUGCUGAUUGUACAAUAACGUGGAACUUUGUGUUACCCCCCAAGCAUAACUUCACAGUUGAUUUUGUGAAAUACAACAUGCCAGAAUGCCAAAGCAAACCAGUUAAAGUGAUGUACCAGCAGGCCAACAUGGCUGCAGUGGAAAAAACACUGCUGGAUCCCCAGCCUAGUAAUUAUCAGGGAAACUUCAGCUUGUCUUUGAGAAACUGUGACAUCAAGAGUGCUGGAGUUCUCUUUCUGCACUUUAGGGUGUCUGUGUUCAGGAGUGGAUUUCCAGAUUUGUGCAUGAUGGAUCUUCAGACUGAUGAAGGGCUGAGUCUUCAGAUUGAGAAGAAGAAUCAGGACUCUUUCUGUGAGAUGGGUGUGAAUACGGUGGUGCAGGAGAAGAUUGUUGUGCCAGCAGGCUCCAAAGCCAACCUGUCCUUCCUGGACUGCCCUAAGGACAAUCUUCUUCUCACAGCCACUAAGACCAUUGAGUGCGGGGGUUUGUCCUCAUGUUUAGAAGGCAGGACUUUCCUCACUAUCCCUGUGGUAGACUCCUGCCUGCCUCUGCCCCUCAGCCAGGUCAUGUGGGUGUUGAAUGUUCCUGAGCAGGGCAGUGUGGAGCUGAGCUCACCUCAGGGCAGCCUGUAUCUGUCAGUGCCUGGAGUGCAGGAGUGUGGUGACACGCUGUCUGCGCUGGUCUCUGAAGCCGACGGUGUCGAUGUUGGCCGUUUCUGCUCUGCUAGCAAAGGCAUCAUUCAGAAAGUUCAAAUCUCCUCCAACAUCACUGUUACUGCCACCGCAGAAGGGAAUAAGGACCUCAGACAAGAGAAAUCUCCGGUCCUUAAUGUGUCCUUUAGCUCAGAGGUCUCAGACACCUUUAUCUACACCGUCUCUCCACUUAUCUCAACCCCUGUGUUCCUUGUGACACCCAACUGGCCCGGGGCUAUGAAGCCAGACUCCACCACGUCAUGGAUCGUAAAUGUUCCAGAGGAGUACGGUGCUCAGUUGUGCUUCAUCAACGUCAGCUUGCCAGUGUGUCGUAACAGUCAUGCUGAAAUUAAAAUUCAGGAACAAGGCUCAACUGUGGAGACGGGCUUCAGGGAGGAUGAGCAGUUGGUUCUUAAACACAACAUUUUGAGGAGCUUCAGCCUCAGCAUGUCCAACUGUGAACUUGAGGAAGGCAAAUUUGCCGUUCUCAGUAAGAUCUCCUUGCAGAAGAAGCCCAGAAAUCUGCUAAUCAUCAUUUUGGGUGUAGUUGGAGCACUGCUGGCUGUCAUGAUCAUCCUUCUUACUGUAGUCUGUCUGUUAGUAAGAAAAAAGACGCGGAAAAUGACCAACCCGUACUCCAUCUACAUUCCCAAAGGGAAUGCUUCCCUUCCUAGUGAUGCCACUUUGCCAAACACACGAGCCUACAACGAGUCUCAUGUGUACACCUCCAUCGACGAGACCAUGGUGUAUGGGCAUCUUCUGCAGCAGGACGGAAGUGGCCCCGGACACUUCAACGGACAUCAAGUGGACGGUUAUAAUGCCUUCACCGGCCCCAUGGACAAGACCAUUAAGGAUCCUGGAUAUGAGCAGAAUGAGGAGCGAGGACCUGAUGAGGAUGCUCACUGGCCUUUCCUGGCUCCACCCAUAACCUUUAUCCCUUUCAGGCCUUGCACUCCAUUGUGGCAUCUAGACUCAUUUGACUAUGAGGACCGUAGGAUGGUAGAUAACAAACUGUCUACGUUCAAAUCCCCGGGUGAGGCGAAUCCGAUCCGCCUCUCUGCUGCAGAACCAGCGCUUCUGCCCGAGUCGGAGCCCGACUCCUCUGAGCCUGUGCAGUUUGAUCAAGAUUAUGAUGAGUCCAUGUAGAACAGAGGAAAAUAAACCAUGUGACUCAAGCGCUGGGAGAUCUGAUCUAGGAUCAGACAGUACAUCUGAUUUCUGAUGGUUAGAUAUGAAAGAAGUCUGACCUUCUGCUCCUGAAGGUUAGAAAAGCAAGCAGCGUUUACCUGCAUGUACUGAACAGCAACAGUAAAGAUGUAUGACACACACACAGAGUUCUCGGUGCCCCUUUAAAUCUUUCACUUUCUGCUUCUGUGAAACCUGUGUUUGUUUUUAUUUGUAUUUUUUUUCCCCUCAAAUCAAGUCUACUGACUAAAACUCCCACUGAUACUUUAUCUGUUUGUUCUAACUUCUCUUCUGUGUAACUGCAUGAGAUGCAUCAGGAUUUUAUUCUUGCUGUUUUGGGGAAAGUUUUUUAUUUGCUAGUUGUUUGUCUGAUACUUCAGGCUUCAUCUGAAGAAUGUCCAUUAUUGUGGAUUCAAGUUUGCAAAUGUUCAUUUAUUUUGUCAUGUUUUAAUGUUUUAUUACUUUUCACAUUUUUAAAUAAUAAAUUUUAAUUCUUAAAGCAGA